This is a messenger RNA of Castor canadensis (American beaver), 2743 nucleotides long. The record is from RefSeq and is a predicted model, not a curated record. Lineage: Eukaryota; Metazoa; Chordata; Mammalia; Rodentia; Castoridae.
CAGUCCAAAAACUGCGAACGUGCUGCCUCCUCUGAGGGGCUCGCUCUUGGCGAGGUGCUCGCCCCGUAUCUGCCAUGCAAAACGAGGGAGCUUUAUGAAGGAAUCCGUCUUGUACAGCCAUUGGUCCUGGUCAUCAGCCUCUACCCAAUGCUUUCGUGAUGCUGCCGCUGAUCUAUUUGGGAAGUUGGCUGGCUGGCGAGGCAGAGCCUCUCCUCAAAGCCUGGCUCCCACGGAAAAUAUGCUCAGUGCAGCCGCGUGCAUGAAUGAAAACGCCGCCGGGCGCUUCUAGUCGGGCAAAAUGCAGCCGAGAACUCAGCUCGUUCUGUGCGUUCUGCUGUCCCAGGUGCUGCUGCUAACAUCUGCAGAAGAUUUGGACUGCACUCCUGGAUUCCAGCAGAAAGUGUUCCAUAUCAAUCAACCAGCUGAAUUCAUCGAGGACCAGUUGGUUCUAAACUUGACCUUCAGUGACUGUAAGGGUAACAACAAGCUGCGCUAUGAGGUCUCAAGCCCACACUUCAAGGUGAACAGAGAUGGCAGCUUAGUCGCUCUGAGAAACAUAAGUGCAGUGGGCAGGACUCUAUUUGUCCAUGCCAGGACUCCCCACGCGGAAGACAUGGCGGAACUCGUGAUUAUCGGGGUAAAGACAUCCAAGGCUCCUCGCAGGUAAUUAAGCUGUUUGGGAUGAGUUGGUUCCAACUCAUCUGUCUGUCUUGAAUGGAAAAUGGGCCUUUACCGUGUUGACCACAUACUUUUAUUAUUGUUGUAAAUCCAACUUUAAAAAAAAAGGUGAGUGAGGGGCAGAAGGAACUUGCUGUUCAUAAAUUAUUCUGCUGUCAGGCAUAGCUCUUUAUUGGGGACCAGAUGAUGUCAGCAGCUCUGAUUUUUGUCAGUCUUGUGGUUUAGUCUUCCUUCUGCUGGCUCCACUCUGAGAAUCCCAACCUCCCUGCCUCCCAAUGUGGAAGUCUUUGCAGCUUCACUUCAUUCCCCAGGGGCUGAAGUUCCCUGAGAGAAUCUUUUUCUGAUGAUGCCAACAACCUUGAGAAUGAAUCUCAUUAGAUCACGUGCCCAUCCCAAACUAAAUUCUGUGUCUAUUUGUGACACUCUGAUUGGCCACAUCUGGGUGACAUGUCUGUUCCUGAAGCCAAAGUAGAAUCAGAUCCACCCACCUAAACACAUAGACUGGGAGAUAAAGAAGGACAGCUAUGCAAAUUUAAUUAAGAUGCUAUUAUCAGAGGAAAUGGAAUUGAUGUUUGGCAGAAAAAACUACAUUGGCCUACUAGAGUUGUAUUGCAAGGCAGCAAUUGUAUAUGGCACCACUCCUUUGCCAUGCAACAGCAUCCAUGCCCUCCCAGUUGCACAUGGGUAUUUAUCCCUACACUUCUACACUUUAUGAGUGUCAUCAACUGCUUUUCAGGUUCCCUGACUGUGUCACUCAGAGACAUUUUUCUACAGUGGAUAUACCUAUUUCUCCUUCAUCAAGAGCGCAGAGACUGGCUUCUUGGUUAAAGGAAGUUUCAAAAGAUAUUCAGGAAAACUCUUGCGAAAUAAAUGACAGUAACAAUGGUGUAUCCCCAGCAUGGUGUGCCCAGCCUUUUCUCCAACCUGAUGCUCCGGUCUUCCACAAAAUUUUGAAGCCCGUGAUUCUCAUUGCCUUUCUCCAACUUCUACCCUCCCCCCAAACCUGACUUCUUUGUAAUUUGGCUCAGUAGAGGAGGAAGAAUGGUGCCCCAGCUGGGAGCAGAAAUAGUACAACUGGCAACGUGAGCACUGCCUUCUUGCCAAUACUGUCUCCGUGAUCUUAAGAGAGACAUAUAACUUCUUUAUCUGAAGACUGGAGGGGUUUCACAGGCUGGGAUGGCACAGAAGUGGCCCAUGCAAUGCCCCACUCUGUCACCAUGUUCCUGGCAGAUAUGGCUAAUCACCUCUGGCUUGACCUGAGUAUUUUUCCCAGUGUGGUACUUUGGGAACCCACUGUCAUUCAAUCACAGAGAGGUGUUUCCAGGAAUGGAAUGUAUUUGCCAUACCUGGACUACAUGAACUCCAUAAUUCCCCUUCCUAUCUGUGAAUCUGCAAGUUAAGGACAGAUCACAAUUCCAGAACAAAGCACAGUAUGUCACUAAUGUUUUCAAAGGAAAUUGGGUAUUGGUGAAUAUACAUGCCAGCAUGGAAACCCAUUGACUCCACAAAGGCAAGCUUUUUUCUUACUUAGCCACUGCCAUUUUCACAGCAUCUCACUAACUCAUGAUAUAAAUGUCUUGGUAAAUAACUAGAGCAACCGAGUUGCCAAGGUAUGCUGCAAAAUGCUUCUUAGGAACACAGAAAUGGUAUGAAGACUCAGGUAACGGGGUGGUCUAUAGCACUGAAAGUGUUUAUGAAUCCUGGUGGACAUUGUUUGUCAUGACUGGGGACUCAUCAUUCUAUGCAGGAAAGACAAUGUCAAAGUAUUUUGCUUGAAAGAGAGCAGGAGGAAGCCUGGGAAUUGCUCAGGACAAAUUGUACCUUGUGGCCAUGAAACCCCAGUCUUUCCCCUAGUCCUUGAGGUCCUGAGAGAUGCUAUUCUGAGUCACAAUUCCAUUGAGUCCCAACCAUUUCUCCUUUGCUGUGGUCUGAGCACAAUGUAGACGAAACUUGACUGUGAGUGUUUGCUUCCUAUGUAGCACACACCAGACCCCAAUAGAACAGGACAUUCAUCUCCUGCCUAGGGUAAUUUUAUGAGGUUUGAAAACAGUCCUUAUGAAGAUGC